UAUUUAACUGAAUCAAAUUAUAUUUCUAGAAUCUUAAAACUAUGAUUAUGUAAAAUCAAAUCUAAUAUAGAACUGGUCAGGUUUAAAAAUGGAUCAAAAUAUGGAAGAUAUCAGUUUAAGUGUGCCAGUGACACCUUCUGUACAAACAGCUGUGUCCAUUACAACAACAAAUGUAUCAACACCCAAGACAAAGUCACCUCGAGAGAGUUUUCACGCUUCUGAAUCGCCAGUUCUCUCUUCUAAGCUUGCUAAGAAGCAUUCACUAAAGUUGCAAAAGCAAACAUAUAAGGUUGAGAAAAAGAAAGCUGAAAACGAGUUCCAAAUGACAGUGAAUGACUCCUCCGUGAUUUUGCUUUCGGAUUGGUUGAAAGUAAGAAGUACGCUAAAGAACUGGUCACGCAUGUGGUGUGUUUUAAAACCGGGGGUAUUAGUUCUUUAUAAAAACUCAAAAGAGAAGACCUGGGUUGGCACUGUUGUGUUAACAUCUUCAGAAAUAAUUGAAAGACCUUCAAAAAAAGAUGGAUUCUGCUUUAAAAUCUACAAUGCACUGAACCAGACAAUCUGGACGAUCAAAGGUCCUAAGGGUGAAAGCCUUGGUGUUUUGUCUAGUUCAUUGCCAACUAGUUAUCUAAUUCUGCGUGCUCAAGGUGAAUCUGAUGGUCGGUGCUGGUUGGAUGCCUUGGAACUGUCUCGAAAAUGUACAAACUUGCUAAAAAAGUCAACAGAAGCUUCUAGUAAAGUGGGGAAAAGCAAACUGGAAGACAACUCCGAAGUUUUUUUGCCAGGUCGUUCAGUUUCUCUCAGUUUGGGUGAACAAACAGAGCCAAAUAAAGUACUUGAUGAUUCUUACAUUGAUCUGAUGGAUUUGCAGCAAAAACUUUCUCUUCUAGGCCAUAAUCAGCAAUCAAUUAUGCAGGAAAACAACAUUGACUGUGCAUCCUCGCAACAAAACAACAAUUCACAAAGUUUAAUGCCUCCAACUUCACUGGCUAUACUCAGUAACAACCAGGACAGUGGGGAUGAGUCAUCCGCUCCAGACAGUGUUGACUCAUAUCAAGACAUUGAUGCUGAAAUUAAAAACGCAGAUGAUCAAGAAACCAAGUAUGUGGCAGAUAAGGGCGAGGAGUUCGGAGACUCCGGUGAAAACUCCCAGACUGAAGUUCUGGCUGGAGAGAGCAAGAGUCUGGUUUGGGCUCUGCUGAAGCAGCUGAGACCUGGUAUGGAUUUGUCAAAAGUUGUUCUUCCUACCUUUAUAUUGGAGCCUCGCUCAUUUCUUGACAAGUUGUCCGAUUAUUACUACCAUGCUAAUCUGCUGUCUAAUUCGGCAAUUGAGGAGAAUCCAUAUAAUCGUAUAAAAGGAAUAACCAAAUGGUAUUUGUCUGGAUUCUAUAAAAAACCAAAAGGUCUAAAGAAACCAUAUAACCCAAUAUUGGGAGAGACCUUCAGAUGCAUGUGGGAUCAUCCAGAAACAAAUAGUUCUACUUUUUAUUUGGCAGAGCAAGUUUCUCAUCAUCCACCAGUUUCUGCCUUUGUGGUUAUUAACCGAAAGGAUGGUUUUACUGUAGACGGCAGCAUUUUGGCAAAAUCUAAGUUUUAUGGAAACUCUAUUUCAGCUGUAUUAGAAGGAACUGCGAAGGUUUCAUUGUUGAAGCAUGGCGAAGAAUACACUUUCACAAUGCCUUACGCACAUUGUAAAGGAAUCAUUUAUGGCAAGAUGACAAUGGAGUUCGGUGGAAAAGUCUGCAUACAGUGUGAGAAAACCGGGUACAGCGCUGAGUUAGAAUUCAAGCUUAAACCACUGUUUGGGGGAGGAAAGCUGAAUGAAGUUUCUGGCCGAAUUUCUCUCGGUAAAAGAGUGCUGGCAACUCUAAGUGGAUACUGGGAUGAGGAGGUUUUCCUUACAGAUUUAAGUGGUGGUACUGUUUCAAGGUUUUGGUCCCCAACAGAAGAAGUACGGAAAUCUCGCCUGAAGCGGUAUGUUGUCCCUCUUGAACAGCAGGUUGAUUUUGAGUCAGAGGGAUUGUGGAAGAAAGUGUCAUCUGCAAUUGAGAAACAAGACCAGGUACUUGCAACUGAAGAAAAGUAUGUACUUGAAGAUGCACAGCGUAAAGAAGCCAAGAAGAGAAAAGAGGAGGGGGUGGAGUGGUUAACCAAGCACUUUCAAUAUGAUGACAAGGGAGAGCAAUGGGUUUAUAAUCACAUAGAUGCCCGACCGUGGGAUGAAUUGAAUGACAUUGUGCAGUAUGAAAAGGAUGGUAAAAUUACCACUCGGACAAAACAUUGUACCUCUCCAGUAAAAACAGGUUUGCUACAGAAUGUGUCAAGGGAAAAUGCAACAGCGUCCAGCUCGUUUAGGUCAACUUUGAGUGAAGCUUCAGAACCAGGAGGUCGUUUAAACAGAAAAAUCAAGCCAACAAUGCACAUCAGCAGCCGAGAAAUAACAACAGCUAUCUCAGAGUUGUUAAUACCAAUUGCACAAAAUCAGAAAGAAAUCCUUGCAUGUUUGGAAAAAUUAAAACAGCAAAUGCAACUUGUAGCAGUGAACAGCAGAGAUAACCAUUCUCUUCCUUGGAAUACAAUAUUGAUUUGUUUCUUCAUGAGUCUCGUUUUGUAUUUCCUAAUGGGAUACCCAAUUAAUUAGUUCAACUACCAUGUAAUCAGAUGCAUACCUGAUUAAAACUGUCAAUCAACUGACUAUAAACAAUAUGUUGCUGCCACAUUUUGUGCAAAGUUAACAAUUAACUGUGUAUCUGUGUAAUAUAUAUUUAUAGAAUCGAGUGCAAACUUAAACUGCUGCAUGUGUGGGUUAGUGCAAUUUAUUAUAUAAGCUGCUGUAUUUAAAAGCCAGAUUACACAAUUUUUAUGUUUUUACUUUAUACUGUUGUCUGUUAUGAACAAAUUGGCCUCCCUGAAUAAUCCCAUACUCGUUAACAAAUGUUCAUAUUUAAAAUGUUAUUUUAAUAUACUGUUUGUGUCACUAGUAUAUGAAGUGUUGCCAAUGAUAUGCUUGGUAAUAAUUUUAACAAUAUACCGUUUUAGUUUAUUGCUUUGUAAGAGGCAAUCAUAGACUAUCCUGUUGCUUUAUUGAUUAAAUGUGUGUGUAAUUCCUGCCAUGUCACAGAUCCACACUUUAAAUGUGAAAUUUGGUUUAAAUUAUUUGUGCAAUAUCUUAUACUUGUGUUUUGCAUAGUAUUCGCCAUAAAGCUGGUCAAGACUCUAAAGUUCGAUCUUGCGUUUUAUUUUAUGAUAGGUCAGGUUUUUACAAAGUUAUAUAUUAAAACUGUUGAAUGUGAUUUAACAUUGUACCGAUAUAUUAGUUUUGAAACGUUUUUUUUACAAAAUCUGUUGUAUAGGCCUAUAUACUAUUUUAUUAUCCAAAAUUCUUCAAACAAUUUUUUAUUGUAAAAUAACUGUGAAAUAUGUAUUUAAAUGUACUUUGUUUAUAUUGUUUCUAAUGUGUGUAUACAGUACUACGUAUGAAGUGUUGGUAGAAUGGUAGAUAAGCUUUUUUUGUGUUUUUAUGUUCAACGGUGUGACAUGACUGUAGAUAACAGAUUUACGUUGUCGGUUGUGGUUGUUUUCUGGAUUGUAGUAAAUAAACACUAUUUACAAGUAG
Messenger RNA from Ciona intestinalis (vase tunicate), 3616 nucleotides. The record is from RefSeq and is a predicted model, not a curated record. Lineage: Eukaryota; Metazoa; Chordata; Ascidiacea; Phlebobranchia; Cionidae.